Blastomyces dermatitidis ER-3 is the source of this 5707-nucleotide messenger RNA. Its product is annotated as opsin 1, variant. NCBI's taxonomy places the organism in Eukaryota, Fungi, Ascomycota, Eurotiomycetes, Onygenales, Ajellomycetaceae. The transcript has 5 exons. The coding region runs from base 803 to 1696 and encodes 297 amino acids. Gene Ontology annotation, cellular component: endoplasmic reticulum; plasma membrane. The record is from RefSeq and is a predicted model, not a curated record.
GUCUUUUCUUCCUUCUUCUUUUCUUCUUCUUUUCUUUUUCUUUAUCUUCAUUCGGUUUUCCAAUUUCACGGAUAUCUCCUUUUCCCUCCCGACAAUCAGACGUUAUUGUUAACGACGGGGCAUGCGAUUGUAAUCCGCCUUCCCCUCUAUAUGAGGAAACCACUCAACGGCUUUCCAUAGUUUUAUGCUAAUCCAGCCUAGCCUGGGUCCGGAUUUCUCAUACUCGCUGUUCCUCAAAUGAUAGAAGACUCCAAACAGCUGGGAAAUGGAACAUCCAAUAUUCGGAUUCUUAAGAUCCUCCACAAUCAUUUAUUCUUAUCGAGUUUUCCAGCCGAACCUUGAGAAACCAACCUCGACGAUGACUAACCGUUUCAAGGUUCUGUGUGCUGCCAGGAAUGGCCCAUGACAGGUUACCCUUGCCAGCCUUUUGAGCUCGUCCGAUUGGACAGCAACUAGCUCAGCAAUGACGAAGGUGCCGUGACAGAAUGAAGAGCAUUCCAAGGAACCGGUUUUCAUGCAACAUUUACCUCUGCAGCCUCCAUACCUGCGCUGCAUAGGAAUGAUGUAUGACGAGUCUGACCUCACGAUGUCUGACCUGCCAUUGCCUCAAUCGCCAUCCGCCUGGUUUUGCCUCCAUCAGUCCAAGAAUCUCUAUCUCUAUAUAUUUACAUAUAUAUAAUCAGGCUCCAGGCUCCUGCCUUUUAUGCCCAAGGUGUUUAUAUCUUUUUACUCUAUUAUCUCCAUAUAACUAUUAUCUCCUCUUUUUAACUUCUGGAAAUUGGAUAUCGACAGUUCGCCCGUCAUGAUUGAACCAACCAAACUUGAUGCCUUCAGGCCCCUGUCUACAGUCGGCCCGAUCCCGACUGUUAUCCCGAACGAGCCAAUCUUUCAAGAAAUAGGCGGCACGGGCCAUCGAACAUUAUGGGUGGUUGCAAUCCUUAUGCUACUGUCCUCUCUUAUUUUCUAUAUCUUAGCUGCUCGAGCACCGGUUCAAAAACGCCUAUUCCACGUCCUUGUCUCGUUAGUGACGACCAUAUCCUUCCUCGCUUAUUUUGCGAUGGCCACAGGCGGCGGAAAGGCGUAUAACCAUGUUAUCAUCCACGAGCACCACAAAAAAGCCCCCGAUACCGUCCAACAUAUUUACCGUGAGGUGUACUGGGCGCGAUAUGUGAACUGGGGCUUGACGUUCCCAAUAAUUCUCAUCAUCCUGGUUCUUCUGUCCGGAAUGAACGGAGCCAGCCUUUUGGUUUCCAUCGCUGCGAACCUUGUCAUGGUUGUGACUGGGGCCAUCAGUGCAUAUGGAGGACCCACUGGUCGGAAAUGGGCAUGGUAUACGAUUUCGUGCUUGGCAUAUCUCACAAUCGUGUAUCAAAUCGGAUUCAACGGCCGCAGGGCAGUUGCAUCAAAGGAUAAUAAGACGAAAACGCUGUUUGGGUCGCUCUCUGGCGUUGCGCUAGUUGCCUUGCUGGUCUACCCAAUAAUCUGGGCUGCUUCCUCAAACGCUCGUCGCAUGAGUAUUGACGCCGAGGUCGUUACCUACGCCAUUUUGGACAUCCUCCUUCAGGGCCUUUUCGGAUACUGGCUCCUCAUCUCCCACGAUAGCAUGUCAGCCUAUUCCUUGAAUAUGGAUGGAUUCUGGGCCCGGGGCGUCGGAACUGAAGGAACCAUUCGAAUCGGUGAUGAAGAGGGAUCCUAAGCGCCAGUAUUUUUACGGACGUGAAGCAGGCUCGACUAUUCGUGCCCACUAAUUAAAAUGUCCCGACGAACAUCGAUCUCGGGCGAUAUCUCUUGUAUGCAGGCGCGGUAAGGCCUUCUAGGAAACUCUGACUAACCACAGGGGGCUUGACUGGUAGCCAAGUCUCCUCCACUCUCUUGCUCAAUUCUCUUUUUUUUGUUUUGGAAGAAUUAUAUGACAAUUUGGAAAUCUUCUCGCUUGUUUCCAAUUGGUUGCCAUCACAAAAGUACGUUUUGUGAGCAUAUUUGUCUAUUGACAAGCUUAUUUAUGGUGCAUUUUAAGGUAUCUUUGGAAAAUUGCUUAGCUAUCGGUACCUAAAUCGUGUCAUCAUGUUCAAUAUCUAGCGGGCUUAGCUAUAACAAUGAGAAAUGUUUGGGAAUCCGUUUUGUAGCUAUCUGAUACGUGCAACGUGGUGAGUGGCAUGUAGGUGGCUACCAAGCGGAUUAGUCAGCGCCUAGCCUUCUUCAGCGACGAAAACAACCUCCGCCGCUGCUGUGGUUUGACGUCCUCCUUGAAUAUAUCCCUCGAAUCUGCAGCGCAUAGCAUGUUCCCAUCUAUCUGCUUACCCUUACCCUUGUGCGUAUUGUCUGCAGUUGCAGAGGAUUUGGCAGCACUCGUCGGACUGCCCACAGACGCGUGAGGAUUGGGAUAGGAGAAAUUCGGCGUGGCCACAGCGGUGUCUUUAUGCGGAGCCGCUGCUUUUGAUUUCCCGGCCGUUGUUACUGAUACUGCUGUCGCUGUUGUUGUAUUUGCUGCUGUUGUUAUUGCUGUUGAUUUUACUGAGGAUGCUGAACAAUAUGCUGGCGUAUGGCUCGCGAGCUUCUUCCUCUUUGACCAGUGGUCAAUCAGCUUGAUCUCGCCAUGCUUGACCCGUCGAGCAGCGAUAGCCUGUUGAGACAGAAGUUUCGGCCAAGAAACAACGACUUGCUCGCGCAUUCGCUCCGGCAAUGUAAAGCCUGCAUCGACACAAUCGUUCUUGAAACUGAUCAAGCGGAGGCGGUGCGGGUUAAAGAGAUGGAAGGGUUCCGCGUCGACGACAAAACCGGUGAGGGUGAGUUUAACAACUGGUAGUAGAUUUAGGGUGCUUCCCAUGCGAGCCGCGCGAGCCUUUGCGUGCACAAUGGCGUAUUUAUCCAGGUAUUCGCCGAUACCGACUCGGCGGUGCAAAAUACCUUUUCCAUCGUCGCCACUGAAAGAGGAGAAUAUAAACACUCCUUAGAAAUACUUUCUUUCUAGACUAUUUUUGGAGACAGCUAUUUGUUGAACACAAAUGGCAACUUACUAGUAUGAGCCCUGCUCUCCGUCGGGCUUUCUCUGUUGAACCCAGCCCCCCUUAAUGUAUGGCCACCCAGAAAAGGCGCGACGAAUGCACGGCUCCAGCGCCAUCUCCAGCUCCAACGUCUCAAGACCAGGGUUUAACCAAGCAGCCUGCCAGAUGUACUUUUGGUAUGAUUGGCUCAUCCCGGCGAGUUUCAAGAAACGCAGAUUGCGGAAAUUGCACAGCGGUGCUAUCGCUUCGACAGGGAGUAUGUCAUCGUCAUCAUUGUCAUCAGUGUCAUCAUCGUCCGAGAUGGUGAUCUCGUACUCGUCGUCAAAGGGGUUGAGUAUUUCCUCCUUCGCUUCUCCCUUGCGCUUCUCACUUUCGUCCUCCUUUUUCAUUUUACCUUUCUCGUUCCUCUGACCCUUUAUUUGCUCCUUGCCCUUUCCCUUUUCUUUUUUCCUGCUUCCCAUUACAGCCGGCCAGAAAAGAUCAAGAUUCAAGGUGUCACAGUUCAACUCGAACCGAUUCCAGCUCUCACCACCCAUAAACAAGUGGACAAAAUCCCCGCUCCAGCCACUGUCAGUGGGCCGGCGUGUGGCAGUGGGCAUAACCCCAGCCGGAACAGUAGCGUGAGCCAAAUGGUUCGACGAGUGCAACGAUGUCACUUGAUUUCCAGCUCCAACAGCCGUGCGUUUCUUGCCGCUGCUGCUUCUGCUCCCAAACGCAGAACGCAGUAACCCGACGCUGCUGCAAUUGAUACUAUCCCCAUCCUCAGCGUCCCCACCAUCAUCGGCCUCGCGCGGGUUACGAAAGUGAAUAUUUCCCGCAAAUUUCUUUGCUGGAAUUGACGCGAAGUGUUCUUGUGCUGACAUCAUGCUUGCCGGUGCUGACGGUACAGGUGUGUUAUCGUCGAUGUUUAGGUUAACUUUUGGAGCUGGCCCGAGUCCUAGACACGCUGGAGCAUCACUCAUGCUACAACGCCGCUGCUUCUUAGAAGCUGAGGUUGAAAUUGAAAUCAACGUGGGUUCUCUUCUGCCGCUCUUUCUCUCCGGGCUCGUGCUCGCGUCCCUCAUGUCUGAUAUGGUGAUUUUGCUCCACGGGAAAGGCAGCAAGGAGCUUGUUGCAACUGUAUUGUUUACCAAUUAGUAUCAUGGACGGUAUAUAUACUCUACACUUCAAGAAAGUAGGUGGAAACAACAUGGUGCACGUCAUAGAGUGAAUUGAGUCGUAUGCUUAUAUCAAGAGUACAUACUCGACUGUCUCCUGGUUUCCGUGUCUCCGGCUCUUCCCCCUUUCUCCCUCCUUUUAUCUUUAUCUUUAGCUUUGGCCCCAAUGUCGAGGUUGGGGCUAAUACGAUUCGUCGUGAAAUCGAUGUGGGCUCCAUCGCCUUUCUCAUCACCAUCAUCAUUCUCAUCGCUCGAGUCGCGAAAGAAACUCCUCCCUGAAACGUACCACGCCAUGCUUAUUUGACGGCCCUUGCUAUGUCUAUGUCACCUAUGCUGGUUGUGUGUUGAUUUCGAGUGAAGCUUUUAUGGGUGAUGUAUGACAACAAGCAUCGAAGGCAGAAAUGGAUUGCAUCGAGCUAAGUUGAGUUCCAAAGAGCAAUACAUGUUCAGGGUGAAUGGGUGAAGGUGUUGCUAUAGUGACUUGCUUCUCCAGAGCUGGCAUGUUGUUGUUCUGCUGGCGAUGAGAUGCGAAUAGAGAGAAAUCCUAUAUACAUUCUGUUCUUCCAUUUAAGAAAUACUAUCAAAAUACUUCAUUCUCAUUGACUCGAAGUGACUAAUUAACUAUCCCAAUGGCAUAUAGAUGAAUCCGCCUGCAAUCGCAAUAUAUGUUCCGUUCAUAGAAAAAAAGGAACCUGAGAUACAUGUCGUACGAUACGUAUAGACGCACCAUCCUUUGUCUGCAGAAAAGCUCAUAGGAUUCAUUCAGUACAAACUGCUUAGACAUUGUCUAGUUAUGAAUUCGCGGGGUCAUAUCCGUUGGCGCAUUGCAUAUAACCAACCAACCCCUUGAGAAGAACAGAUAUCUAACCCAUCAGCACUUGCAGCCCACUCCUCUCUCCGAAAUACCAUUGUCUAAAUGGAAGCGAGAUACAUUCUGUCUCUAUUUCUAUCAGGGAAUCCAAUUUGUCUCCACGCUUGAAAACACAGCGCAGUAGCCGCUCGUAAAGGGGGCCAGCCGGGUAAGGGCCGGUUUGGCAUUUGAGAGGGCUGCAUGCUGAUAAACGCAAAAUGGUUGUCUCGCAGACGGUCUUAAAAAGACAUAUUUAGGCGUAAACAGGCAAAAUAACCCCUCUCUGAAAAGCGCUGGACUCUGGUUCUCCUUGAAUUGCAUACGCUCGUUUGCCGAGGUGCGGAAAAUUUACCAAGUUGAGUCGCUCCUGUUAAUCGACCGUUGUCUGUGUUGCUCGGGAGAAGCAGAACGGGUAAACAUUCAUCUCCCAAGGUAUACAUAUAUAUAAUAUCGAAAUGCGUAUCGCAAGAAGGGAGGGUAGAACACCAAGAAGAAAUUAAUUUGUACCCGGCUACUUUUUGUGGAAUGCGUAGUGUACCUAAUCAAAUGCGAUCAUUUCUUCAUCUCAUGGAAUCGUUUUUUUCAGAAAUGUAAUUUUAUCCACAUCCACGAAAUUUCGACUCAAUUGAUAAACGAAUCAAUUAAUUCGUAAAAUGACAUCAACGCAAAAAAACAAAGCACAAAUAAGAAACGCC